AAAGAAACAACCAUCAUAUGGAUUCAAGCCAAACCUUUUUCAACUCAAAUUCAUCUUUUACUCCAUCAUCUCCCUAAAAAACUAGGUAUUAAUGCAUUUUUUAUAAAAGACCUCUUCCAAGUCCUUCCUUAGAUAGUCUAGAAGAUUUCAAUUUAAACGACAUAUUAUCAGUAGGAGAAAGCUCAAGAAAGUCUUCAGGUUAGAGGUUUGAGAAACCUGUUUUAGUAAUUGAGUAUUUAGUAGAAAAACUCAAAGACUAUGAAUGAACUU
Messenger RNA from Paramecium sonneborni, 270 nucleotides. Lineage: Eukaryota; Ciliophora; Oligohymenophorea; Peniculida; Parameciidae. The record is from the annotation of a GenBank genome assembly.